Zasmidium cellare ATCC 36951 is the source of this 966-nucleotide messenger RNA. RefSeq lists its product as uncharacterized. The transcript has a single exon. Gene Ontology annotation, biological process: response to reactive oxygen species; hydrogen peroxide catabolic process; cellular response to oxidative stress. Lineage: Eukaryota; Fungi; Ascomycota; Dothideomycetes; Mycosphaerellales; Mycosphaerellaceae. Bases 1 to 966 code for a protein of 321 amino acids. The record is from RefSeq and is a predicted model, not a curated record. Gene Ontology annotation, molecular function: heme binding; peroxidase activity.
AUGUCCUCCACCAUACGCGACUACGCCAGCGUCCGCCGCGCCAUCGCCUCCCUCCUCAAACAGCCCGAAUACGACGACGGUUCCGCCGGCCCUGUCCUCGUCCGCCUCGCCUGGCACAGCGCAGGCACCUACGACGCCUCCACAGACACCGGCGGCAGCAAUGGCGCAGGCAUGCGCUACGAAGCAGAAGGCGGCGACCCGGCCAACGCCGGCCUCCAACACGCCCGCGUCUUCCUCGAGCCCGUCAAAGCCGCCCACCCCUGGAUCACAUACUCCGACCUCUGGACGCUCGCGGGCGUCGAGGCGAUCAAGCAGAUGGGCGGGCCGGAUAUCGCGUGGUGGCCCGGCAGGACCGACUACGUCGACGACAGCAAACUGCCGCCGCGCGGACGGCUCCCCGACGCGGCGCUGGGCAACGACCACCUCCGUGCCAUCUUCUACCGCAUGGGCUUCAACGACCAGGAAAUCGUCGCCCUGUCCGGCGCGCACAACCUCGGCCGCUGCCACGCGGACCGCUCGGGCUUCGACGGGGCGUGGGUGAAUAAUCCUACAAGAUUCUCGAAUACGUAUUUCAAACUCAUGCUCGAGCGGGAAUGGCGCGAGAAAGUCCUCGAUAACGGCGUGCGGCAGUACGUCUACUACGACGAGGACGCCGAAGAAGAACUCAUGAUGCUGCCGACGGACCUCGCUUUAAUCUCGGAUAAGUCGUUCCGGCCGUGGGUGGAGGUGUACGCGCGGGAUAAGGAGAGGUUUUUUGGGGAUUUCGCGAGGGUUUUUGGGAAGUUGAUGGAGUUGGGGAUUCGGAGGGGGGAGAAGGGGGAGGUGGUGAAUACGGAUAAUUUGAAGGGCGGGUAUGUUAGUGCGCCGAAGAAAAGUGGCGUGCCGGGGCGGGAGGGGGAGAGUGAUCGGUUUGGGGAGGCGGAGAAGUUGAGGAAGGAGAAUGAGGCUGUGAGGGCGAGGUUGUAA